This is a messenger RNA of Anopheles nili, 1599 nucleotides long. Its product is annotated as probable 4-coumarate--CoA ligase 3. Gene Ontology annotation, biological process: fatty-acyl-CoA biosynthetic process; long-chain fatty acid metabolic process. Gene Ontology annotation, molecular function: long-chain fatty acid-CoA ligase activity. The coding region runs from base 1 to 1599 and encodes 532 amino acids. The transcript has 2 exons. The record is from RefSeq and is a predicted model, not a curated record. NCBI's taxonomy places the organism in Eukaryota, Metazoa, Arthropoda, Insecta, Diptera, Culicidae.
AUGGCGCUGUGUACGUACGACGAAAAAACCCGCACAUGGUGUGGUCCGCGGACAGUUUCGGUUUACAAUCCGGAAGCAAGCGUUGGCCAGAUCCUGAACCAUAUCCUGCAAAGGACGCCCGACCGCAUCAUGCAGAUCGACAUGGACUUGGGAGGGCGCAUGAAUUGCACCGAAUUCCGGACGCGUAUGAUCCGGAUGGUACAAAACCUGACAGUGGCAGGUCUCCGGAAGGGUGAUAUCGUUGCGUUGGCCACCGGUAACAGCGAGAACGUCGCACCAUUGGCAUGUGCGUUGAUGACGAUCGGAGCACCACUCAACCCACUGGCUCCAGGUUUCAACGAGGAUGACAUGGCACACAUGCUGCGUUUAACGCAACCAAAGAUGGUGUUCUGUGACGACGCCAAUGUGGAAGUUGUCCGAUUGGCCGCCCGGAAGGCUAUCGAUGGCGAACCAACGAUCUACGUGCUGGAGAGUAAGCGAACGGACGUCCGACAUGCCGAGGAACUACUCGCAGAGACGGGCCGAGAGCAGAAGUUCACACCCACACAUUUAGGCAACUCACACGAGCUACUCUCGAUGAUCCUGUGCUCCUCGGGGACCACCGGUCCACCGAAAGGUGUUUGCGUGACACACGCCCAAACGAUCACCAUGAUCGGGUGCUACCCGUUGUCAGAACCAAAUACGGUGUUCAACUUCAGCCCGCUGUACUGGCUCACGGGGGUGAUGAUGCUGUUGAACACCUUCUCUGGAGGUGCCACACGGCUCAUCACUCGUCGUCCGUUCUCGGCGGAAACGUUCUUCGAAGCAGUUGAGAAACACCGGGCUAGCUUUGUGUUUAUGCCACCAUCAUACGCGAGCCAGAUCGUGCGCCACGAGCGUGCCUCGCACGUGGACUUUUCGAGCUUGCGUAUGGUGGCUAUUGGUGGGAGUUACGUGUCGGAUGAUCUGCGUGAUCGCUUCGACGUGUUGCUGCCGAAUGGACGCACCUACAACACGGUUGGUACGUCAGAGGUUGGUUGGAUCACGUGUGAUAUUGGUGGCCGGAAGCCAGGAUCGGUUGGUACGCCGAUGGUCAACAUCUCGGUACGUAUCGUUGAUGAGGCGGGAGUUGAUCUAGGCGUCGGUCAGCAGGGUCAAGUGCUGCUAAAGUAUACCGAGCCGUUUUACGGAUACUAUCGCAACGAAGAAGCCACUCGCGAGACGGUCGAUGAACGAGGUUUUACGCGUACCGGUGAUAUGGGAUACAUGGACGAGGACGGUUACCUGUACUUGAUCGAUCGGCAGAAGGACAUCUUCAAAUACCGCGGGUUCCAGAUAUCACCGAGUGAGCUGGAGUCACUCAUAGCGCAGUUGCCUGGAGUUCAAGAGGUGUGUGUUGUCGGAGUUCCCGAGGAUGUCGAUCGAACAACGGAACUGCCCACGGCCGUGGUUGUACGCGUGCCAGGAAGCGACAUCACCGCGCAGGACAUCGUGCAAUUCGUCGCGAGUAAGCUGUCCGACUACAAGCACCUUCACGGAGGUGUUCACUUUGUGGAUGAGCUGCCUAAAACACAGAGCGGCAAGAUCCUGCGUCGCAACGUACUGGAGUUGGUGUUAUGA